GGACACUACUACAUGCAGCCCACACACCAUUAGUAGCCAGCUACAUUGUUACAAUCCUUCCUUCCAUUUCCUGCAACAUUCCGUUUUUAUGUUCUUUGAAAGGAAACGUUACUUCGUUUCAGCGUCUCGGAUAAUAUAUUAGCCUGUCUUCUAUAUUGACUGCUUGGACACGAAUUAAAGGAGCAGAUAUGAAGAGGGUCCGUGGCCAGGUACGGCUGGGUCGGUUCACCGGGACACGGAUGGGAGGCUGCUGACAGAAGGCUGCGGUGAUGUGCAUGCUGCUGUUUUGGAAUCCUCUGCUUGGGAGAAAGAACCGCCUGACAACAUGACUGGGUUGAACCAGCAGAAUGUUGAGGAAUACUAUGAGAUGGGAGAUGAGCUGGGGAGUGGUCAGUUUGCGGUGGUAAAGAAAUGUCGUGAACGUAGCUCUGGCCUGGAGUAUGCCGCUAAGUUCAUCCGUAAGCGACGGAGCAAGUCGAGCCGGCGUGGCGUGACCCGGGAAGACAUCGAGAGGGAGGUCAGCAUUCUGAAGGAGAUUCAACACCCCAACACCAUCACGCUACACGACGUGUUCGAGAACAAGACUGAUGUCAUCCUCAUACUAGAACUGGUGGCUGGUGGAGAACUGUUUAAUUUGCUAGCAGAGAAGGAGUCCCUAACAGAAGAGGAGGCUACUGAGUUCCUCAAACAGAUUCUGGAUGGAGUCCACUACCUGCACUCCAAACACAUUGCACACUUUGACCUCAAGCCAGAGAACAUUAUGUUACUGAACAGAGCUGUGGCCCAUCCUCGCAUCAAGCUCAUCGACUUCGGUCUGGCACACAAGAUCGAUUUUGGCAAUGAUUUCAAAAACAUCUUUGGCACCCCGGAAUUUGUAGCUCCAGAGGUAGUCAACUAUGAACCGCUCGGCCUGGAGGCAGACAUGUGGAGUGUUGGAGUGAUCACCUAUAUUCUGUUGAGUGGUGCAUCGCCGUUCUUGGGAGAGAAUAAGCAGGAGACUUUAGCUAACGUGUCGGCGGUGGACUACACCUUCGAUGAAGAGUUCUUUAGCAGCACCAGCCUCCUGGCCAAAGACUUUAUCACCCGGCUGCUUAUCAAAGACCCAAAAAAGAGAAUGACCAUCCAGGACAGUCUGCUCCAUCCCUGGAUCAAGCCAAAGGACUCCCAGCAGGCUCUCAGCAGGAAGGAGUCUGCAGUCAACAUGGAGAAGUUUAAGAAGUUUGCUGCUCGGAGGAAAUGGAAGCAAUCGGUGCGCCUCAUCUCGUUGUGUAACCGUCUCUCUCGCUCCUUCCUGUCUAGAAGCAACAUCAGUGUGGCUCGCAGUGAUGACACGUUGGAUGAGGAAGACUCCUUCGUGAUGAAGGCUAUAAUCCAUGCAAUAAACGACAACAACGUACCUGGCCUGCAGCAUCUUCUGACCUCACUGACCAGCUAUGACCUUAACCAGCCCAACAAGAACGGGACUCCCCCCCUCCUGAUUGCAGCAGGCUGUGGGAACAUUCAGAUCAUCGAUGUGCUGAUGGGGAAAGGAGCUGAGAUACAGGCACACGACAAGAGUGGAGCGAACGCCAUCUACUACGCAGGGAGACACGGACACGUGGAGACCCUCAGGUUCCUGCAUGAAAAGACCUGCCCUCUGGACGUCCAAGAUAAGAGUGGAGAGACAGCCCUUCACGUGGCAGCUCGCUAUGGCAACGUGGAUGUGGUCCAAUACCUGUGUAGUAUCCAUGCCAACCCAGACCUCUCAGACAGGGAGCAGGAGACACCGCUCCACUGUGCGUCGUGGCAUGGCUACUCCUCGGUGGCCAGGACACUAUGCCAGGCGGGGUGCCAGGUUAAUGCCAAGAACAGGGAGGGAGAGAGCCCCCUCCUCACCGCCUCUGCCAGGGGGUUCGCUGAUAUAGUAGAGUGUCUGAUAGAACAUGGCGCUGACCUCAACUCUACUGACAAGGACAGCCACAUAGCGCUCCACCUGGCUGUGAGGAGGUGCCAACUGGAGGUGGUCAGAUGUUUGCUCCGUCACCCUUGCCCCGUCGACCAUCAGGAUCGCCACGGCAACACGCCGCUGCACAUCGCCUGUAAGGACGGCAACUUGCCCGUUGUCACGACACUGUGUGCUGCCAAGGCGACCCUCGACCUUCCCAACAAGUAUGGCAGGACACCUCUCCACAUGGCAGCUAUCAACGGUCUUCUAGAGGUAGUCAGACACCUGUGUGUAGCUGGGGCCAAUACAGACGUCGUCACCAAUGAUGGUAAAACAGCAGAAGAUUUGGCAGUGCAGGAGCAGCAGGAGCAUGUUGCUGUGUUGCUGGUUAAACUGAAGAAGAACAACCAUAAAGGCAGCUACAUCCAGGCUCUGCGUCCCACCAGCACCCCCCAGCCUCGGGUCAAGCUGAAGCUGCUGGGCCACUGUGGCUCUGGGAAGAGCUCCCUCCUGGAGAGUCUGAAGUGUGGCAUCCUAAGGGGCUUCUUCAGGAGGAGACGACCACGGGGCAACAACACCCCACGACACCCCAACUCACCCAUGGAUGGCAAGGCUGCAGUGUCCGUGAGUAUCUCCAACCUGUAUCCUGGCUGUGAGAACGUCUGUGUGCGUAGUCGCAGUAUGAUGUUUGAGCCCAGCCUGACCAAGGGAGUCCUGGAAGUGUUCAGCCCCGUCACCAACGCACUCUCCUCAGCCGACGACCUCGCCACCAGAGCCAUCGACAUCCAGAACACUAACAUCAAUGGUGUAGGAGACUUCAGUGUUUGGGAGUUCAGUGGUAACCCUGUGUACUACUGUUCUUACGACUACUUUGCUGCCAACGACCCUACAGCCAUCCACCUGGUGCUGUUCAGCCUGGAGGAACCCUACGAGACUCAGCUCAGCCAGGCUACAUACUGGCUCAACAUGUUGAAGGCCUUAACACUGCCACAGGAUACUAUAGCGUUUGGAGGUCGCAUCCAUAGCCCGCUGACGGUAGUCCUUGUGGGGACUCAUGCUGACGUGGCUUGCCUGCCUCGGGGGGCUGGAGGGGAGUUUGGAUACGACAAGGAGAGGCCUCUACUCAAGGAGCUCCGGAACAGGUUUGGCAACGACCUGCAGAUCUCAGAGAGGCUGUUUGUGAUGGACGCUGGAGCCUCCACCUCUAAAGAUGUCAAACUGCUCCGGAACCACCUGCUGGAACUACGCAAUAACAUCAUCUCUACCUGUAGUCCCAUGUCGGCCCUUUCAGAGAGUCUGGUCUCGACCCUGCCCUCCUGGAGGAAAAUGAGUGGCCCUAACCAGCUGACGUCAUGGCAACAGUUUGUCUCUGACGUCCAGGAACACAUCAACCCACUGGUCAGCGAGGAGCACCUCCGAGGGGUCGCACAGCAGCUCCACAGCAUGGGAGAGAUCAACCUGAUGCAGAGUGAGACGGUGCAGGAUGUGAUGGUGUUGGAGCCCCGCUGGCUGUGUAGUGGGGUGUUAGCCCGCCUCCUCUCUGUGGACACGCCUAAAGCCAUCCACCACUACAGGGGGCGCUACAGACUGGAGGAGAUACAGGCUCUGGCCCCAGAGAGCGACGUGGACGAACUGCUACAGGUGCUGGAUGCCAUGGACGUGUGCGUCCGUGACCUGACCAACCCUGGCAUGGUGGAUGUCCCCGCCCUGAUCAAGACCAACAGCCUCCACCACUCCUGGACGGAGGAAGAGGAGGAGGACGAUGUCCUGAUCUACGGAGGGGUCAGACUGGUUCCUGCUGAACACCUCACACCUUUCCCCUGUGGACUGUUCCACAAGCUACAGGUGAACCUGUGUCGCUGGAGCCACCAGCAGCGCCCUGAGGACGACACAGGGGAGGGGCCUGACGGAGACAUCCGCCUCUGGACCAAUGGGGCAAAGGUGAGCCAAGGCGGAGCGGAGGCCAUGAUCCUAUUGGUCAACCACGGCCAGGGGGUGGAGAUCCAGGUCAGAGGUCACGACAGCGAACGGGCCAAGUGUUACACCCUCCUGGACACCAUGGUUACCAUUACAGAGUCGCUCCUGUCCUCCACCCUCCCUGGCCUCCUCACUGCCCGGUACUACCUCAGCCCCCAGCAGCUCAGAGAGCAUCACGGUCCCGUCAUGAUCUACCAACCUAAAGACUUCCUGAAGGCCCAGACCCAGAGAGAGACCAGCCUCACCAACACCAUGGGGGGUUACAGGGAGAGCUUCAGCAGUAUCCUAGCCUUGGGCUGUACUGAAGUCUAUAGUCAGGGUAGUCUGUGUGCAGAUGUCCACAUCUCAGAGGUCAGCCUGCUGGCCAGGAGGAAGCUGUGUCGUCUGUUAGACCCUCCUGAUGCGCUGGGGAAGGACUGGUGUCUGCUGGCUAUGAACCUGGGUCUCACCUACCUGGUGGCCAAACACAGCUCCACCCCCAACGGCACCCCAACCAAUGGAGGCCCUGCCCCAGACAAUGACCCCGCCCUCCUGGCCAGCCCCACGGCAGCGCUGCUCCUGGAUUGGUCAGUCCGUCCAGACAGCACGGUGGGGUUGUUGAUGUGGAAGCUGCGUGAGUUGGGGAGGCGUGAUGCGGCUGACUUCCUGUUAAAGACCUCGCCUGUCUUCAGGGUCAACAUAGAGGGUGUGGCUAGGGGGAGGGGAAGAGCCUGUAACGGAGGCACAUCCUACAACUCCAUCAGUUCAGUCAUCUCCCGAUGAGACGGGUGUAAUCACUGGGAACCAAGCGGGUAGAGAAACACAGGGACAAACCUGAAUUGGAUUUUCUUUUUCCGUUGAAAAACAUUUUGCUUCAGUGUGCGCUAUUGAAUACACACCAUGUCCUGGAUCAGAACAGCUUCCGCUCCUCCUGAUCUGGCCCAUCAGGGGAGAAGACUAGAAUCUGAUCCUAGAUCAGAGUCCUGACUGGGGAAACUAACUGUCCUCAGAGUGAGGCUGGGCUAACUCGGGCUGACGAACCAACCAACACCAUGUGCAAUGUAAUCUUUCCCGGGGGUUUAGUGUUAGUUCUCUCCUGUUAACCCCUAGGUCACUGAUGCUCUGUGAGACUGAUGCUCUGUGAGACUGAUGCUCUGUGCACAUCCAGUGUCCAUAUAGCUCCCCUCCUCUCUUCUCCUACUCUCCUCCUGUCCUAUCCUCCUCCUCCUGUCCUCCUCUCUUCAUCCUGUCCUCCUCCUCUCCUCCUCCUGUCCUCCUCCUCUCCUCCUCCUCUCCUCCUCCUGUCCUCCUCUCCUCCUCCUGUCCUCCUCCUCUCCUCCUCCUGUCCACUCUCAUCCUCCUCCUGUCCUCUCCUCCUCCCCCUGUCCUCAUCUCCUCUCUCCUCUAAACCUCUCCUCUCUCAUCCUGUUCUCUCUCCUCCUCUCCUCCUCUCUCCUCCUGUCCUCCUCUCCUCCUCCUGUCUACUCUCAUCCUCCCCCUGUCCUCUCUCCUCCAAACCUCUCCUCUCUCCUCCUCUCUCACCCUGUUCUCUCUCCUCCUCCUCUCCUCACCAUCCCCCUAUAUGAAUGUUGAAAUGAACUGGCUGUCCUGAGCUCCAAAGAGGAUCCCAAAUGGAACCCUACUGAAGUGGCACUAAACUUCACUAGUUACUCUUUCUGCCCUGCUGCCCUGCUGCCCUGCUGCCCUGCUGCCCUGCUGCCCUGCUUGUCAGCAUCUCAACUCCAACACAGCACUAGAAGUACAGCAAGGGUUUUUCUUUAUUUUUACUGUUUUCUACAUUGAAGAAUAAUAGUGAAACUACGAAAUGACACAAAUAGAAUCAUGUAGUAACCAACAAAGUAUUUAACAAAUCAAAAUAUAUUUCACAUUCAUCAAAGUAGCCACUCUUUGCCUUGAUGACAGCUUUAGACACUCUUGACAUUCUCUCAACCAGCUUCAUGAGGUAGUCACCUGGAAUGCAUUUCAAUUAACAGGUGUUCCUUGUUAAAAGUAAAAAUGUGUGGAUUGUUUUUCCUUUCCUUAAUGUGUUUGGGCCAAUCAGUUAUGUUGAGACAUACAGAAGAUAGCCCUAUUUGGUGAAAGACCAAGUCCAAAUUAUGGCAAGAACAGCUCAAAUAUGAAAAGAGAAAUGACAGUCCAUCAUUACUUUAAGACAUGAAGGUCAGUCAAUCUGGAACAUUUCAAGAACUUUGAAAGUUUCUUCACGUGCAGUCUCAAAAACCAUCAAGCACUAUGAUGAAACUGGUUCUCAUGAGAACCGCCACAGGAAAGGAAGACCCAGAGAUACCGCUGCCACAAAGGAUAAGUUCAUUAAGGUUAACUGCACCUCAGAUGACAGCCCAAAUAAAUGCUUCACAGAGUUCAAUCAGGCCUUCAUGGUUGAAGUUCUGCAAAUAAACCACUACAAAAGGACACCAAUAAGAAGAAGAGACUUACUUGGGCCAAGAAACACGAACAAUGGACAUUAGCCUGGUGGAAAUCUGUCCAUUGGUCUGGAGUCCAAAUUUGACCACAGAGUGAAAAAAAAGCAGCCAACAAGUGCUCAGCAUAUGUGGGAACUCCUUCAUUUGAAGAAUCUCAUUUGAAGAAUCCCAAAACUUUUUUGGUUACUACAUGAUUCCAUAUGUGUUAUUUCAUAGUUUUGAUGUCUUCAUUAUUAUUCUACAAUGUAGAAAAUAGUAAAAAAUAAAGAAAAACCCUUGAAUGAGUAGGUGGGUACAAACUUUUGACUGGUAGUGUACAUGUCAGCACAUGCCCCUCAACACAACACAACUGUUGUUCACGAAGGAAAAUAAAAAAUCCACAUCAGCAAUGGAGGAUUUGAUAUAAAUCUGGGCUCCUUUUAUAUACUGAGGUUACAGAUAACAGAUGAACAGAUAACAGACGAAGUCUCUGUCCAUCUCUUUCUGACAUGAUUACAGUUUGAUAACAGACGAAGUCUCUGUCCAUCUCUUUCUGACAUGAUUACAGUUUGAUAACAGACGAAGUCUCUGUCUCCAUCUCUUUCUGACAUGAGAAGAUGAAGUCUCUGUCUCCAUCUCUUUCUGACAUGAUAACAGAUGAAGUCUCUGUCUCCAUCUCUUUCUGACAUGAUAACAGAUGAAGUCUCUGUCUCCAUCUCUUUCUGACAUGAUAACAGAUGAAGUCUCUGUCUCCAUCUCUUUCUGACAUGAUAACAGAUGAAGUCUCUGUCUCCAUCUCUUUCUGACAUGAUAACAGAUGAAGUCUCUGUCUCCAUCUCUUUCUGACAUGAUAACAGAUGAAGUCUCUGUCUCCAUCUCUUUCUGACAUGAGAAGAUGAAGUCUCUGUCUCCAUCUCUUUCUGACAUGAUAACAGUUUGAUACCAGACGAAGUCUCUGUCUCCAUCUCUUUCUGACAUGAUAACAGUUGAAGUCUCUGUCCAUUUCUUUCUAACAUGAUAUAAGGAGUUCAAUGCUUGACUAGUUCUAACGACAGUGAUAUCUUUCUGACCUUCUACCUCUCCUACAAAGCACAAAGGUCUAACAGCCCUGUCUAGGGGAUCUUCUUGUCCUGGGGUCUUUCCUACAUAAUGUACCACAGAGCUCUGGUCAAAAGGUUCCCAUCUGGGAUGGGACCCUGAACAGUCCAUUGGCCCUGUCUAGGGGAUCUUCUUGUCCUGGGGUCUUUCCUACAUAAUGUACCACAGAGCUCUGGUCAAAAGGUUCCCAUCUGGGAUGGAACCCUGAACAGUCCAUUGGCCCUGUCUAAGGGAUCUUCUUGUCCUGGGGUCUUUCCUACAUAAUGUACCACAGAGCUCUGGUCAAAAGGUUCCCAUCUGGGAUGGAACCCUGAACAGUCCAUUGGCCCUGUCUAAGGGAUCUUCUUGUCCUGGGGUCUUUCCUACAUAAUGCACCACAGAGCUCUGGUCAAAAGGAUCCCAUCUGGGAUGGAACCCUGAACAGUCCAUUGGCCCUGUCUAAGGGAUCUUCUUGUCCUGGGGUCUUUCCUACAUAAUGCACCACAGAGCUCUGGUCAAAAGGUUCCCAUCUGGGAUGGAACCCUGAACAGUCCAUUGGCCCUUUCUAAGGGAUCUUCUUGUCCUGGGGUCCUUCCUACAUAAUGUACCACAGAGCUCUGGUCAAAAGGUUCCCAUCUGGGAUGGAACCCUGAACAGUCCAUUGGCCCUGUCUAAGGGAUCUUCUUGUCCUGGGGUCUUUCCUACAUAAUGUACCACAGAGCUCUGGUCAAAAGGUUCCCAUCUGGGAUGGGACCCUGAACAGUCCAUUGGCCCUGUCUAGGGGAUCUUCUUGUCCUGGGGUCUUUCCUACAUAAUGUACCACAGAGCUCUGGUCAAAAGGUUCCCAUCUGGGAUGGAACCCUGAACAGUCCAUUGGCCCUGUCUAAGGGAUCUUCUUGUCCUGGGGUCUUUCCUACAUAAUGCACCACAGAGCUCUGGUCAAAAGGUUCCCAUCUGGGAUGGAACCCUGAACAGUCCAUUGGCCCUGUCUAAGGGUUAGGGGUUAGUUACAACGAUACAGCACGGCAGGUGGGGACUAACAAUGUGUUGAUAGAUCCACAACCUAAUGGAACAUCUAACUCUUAGGGCUGGUUUCCCGGUCACAGAUUAAGCCUGCAGCAAAUAAACACUUUGGACUGGUCUUAAUCUUAGUCUGGGAAACCAAAUGAGUACUGUUGCGUGAGCUAGUGACUUAAGAUCAGCAGGCUAAUGCAGUGUUGUGAAGACGACUGUGGUUUAAACCCAGACAGAGACCUAGCUACCAUGACAGGACCUUCCUAGCAGAAACAACAUGUUAAUUAUUAUGAUGUGAAUACCCAGAGGCCUAGACGGGAGAAGACAGAACACAGUGGUAGUAGUGGUAUCAGAGACAGCAUGUUGCUUCUCACCUAAACAUCUUCUCCUGAAGAGCAACAGAGAUUCCCAUGUGAGGUUUUUUUGCGGGUUUAUUUUAGCACACACACACCACACAGACACUCUCAUCUCUCCUACUGCUGCCUUGCUGAGCUGAAGAGCUGUGUCUGUGAAAGGGAAGUUACGAGUAGUGUACUACUGAGCUUUUAAAGUAUCCUAAUGAACAUUUAAAUGUUUUUCUUGUUUCUUGAUUCUGAUGGUAAGUGGCUUUCUUUGUUUCCUUGGAUUUGACGCAGACCCUACUGCGUCCCAAUUGGCACCCUAUUCCCUAUAUAGUGCACUACUUUAGACCAGAGCCCUAUUCCCUACAUAGUGCACUACUUUAGACCAGACAUAGUGCACUACUUUAGACCAGAGCCCUAUUCCCUAUAUAGUGCACUACUUUAGACCAGAGCCCUAUUCCCUAUAUAGUGCACUACUUUAGACCAGAGCCCUAUUCCCUAUAUAGUGCACUACUAUAGACCAAAGCCCUAUUCCCUAUAUAGUGCACUACUAUAGACCAGAGCCCUAUAGAACCCUAUUCCCUAUAUAGUGUACUACUAUAGACCAGAGCCCUAUUACCUAUAUAGUGCACUACUAUAGACCAGAGCCCUAUAGAACCCUAUUCCCUAUAUAGUACACUACUUUAGACCAGAGCCCUAUAGAACCCUAUUCCCUAUAUAGUGCACUACUAUAGACCAGGGCCCUAUAGAACCCUAUUCCCUAUAUAGUGCACUACUUUAGACCAGAGGACCUAUAGAACCCUAUUCCCUAUAUAGUGCACUACUUUAAACCAGAGGACCUAUAGAACCCUAUUCCCUAUAUAGUGCACUGCUUUAGACCAGAGGACCUAUAGAACCCUAUUCCCUAUAUAGUGCACUGCUUUAAACCAGAGGACCUAUAGAACCCUAUUCCCUGUAUAGUGCACUGCUUUAGACCAGAGGACCUAUAGAACCCUAUUCCCUAUAUAGUGCACUACUUUAGACCAGAGGACCUAUAGAACCCUAUUCCCUAUAUAGUGCACUGCUUUAGACCAGAGGACCUAUAGAACCCUAUUCCCUAUAUAGUGCACUGCUUUAGACCAGAGGACCUAUAGAACCCUAUUCCCUAUAUAGUGCACUGCUUUAGACCAGGGCCCUAUAGAACCCUAUUCCCUAUAUAGUGCACUACUUUAGACCAGAGGACCUAUAGAACCCUAUUCCCUAUAUAGUGCACUGCUUUAGACCAGAGGACCUAUAGAACCCUAUUCCCUAUAUAGUGCACUGCUUUAGACCAGGGCCCUAUAGAACCCUAUUCCCUAUAUAGUGCACUACUUUAGACCAGAGGACCUAUAGAACCCUAUUCCCUAUAUAGUGCACUACUUUAGACCAGGGCCCUAUAGAACCCUAUUCCCCAUAUAGUACACUGCUUUAGACCAGAGGACCUAUAGAACCCUAUUCCCUAUAUAGUGCACUGCUUUAGACCAGAGGACCUAUAGAACCCUAUUCCCUAUAUAGUGCACUGCUUUAGACCAGAGGACCUAUAGAACCCUAUUCCCUAUAUAGUGCACUACUUUAGACCAGAGGACCUAUAGAACCCUAUUCCCUAUAUAGUGCACUGCUUUAGACCAGAGGACCUAUAGAACCCUAUUCCCUAUAUAGUGCACUAUUUUAGACCAGAGGACCUAUAGAACCCUAUUCCCUAUAUAGUGCACUGCUUUAGACCAGAGGACCUAUAGAACCGUAUUCCCUAUAUAGUGCACUACUUUAGACCAGAGGACCUAUAGAACCCUAUUCCCUAUAUAGUGCACUGCUUUAGACCAGGGCCCAAUAUGGUUAGCACCAUGUAGGGAAUACAGUGCCAUUUGUUGAGCACCCUCUGUAUCUGUCUGUCUGAGCGCAUGGAGACGGGUGUAUUCAAGACUUUGUACAGACACAACAGAAAGACGUCUCUCUCUGCACAAUAGCCUUGUUUUGUAUUUCUGAUUGUUCCCAUAGACUGGGAUGAUACCAUGUCCUGAACCUUUACAGUGUCGUAGUUACAUUUGAUAAUAAAUGGUUUACCUGAGAA
Molecule: messenger RNA, 10821 nt
Organism: Oncorhynchus keta (chum salmon)
Lineage: Eukaryota; Metazoa; Chordata; Actinopteri; Salmoniformes; Salmonidae
Gene: dapk1
Product: death-associated protein kinase 1
Exons: 27
Coding region: 326-4663 (1445 amino acids)
Biological process (GO): positive regulation of apoptotic process; intracellular signal transduction; protein phosphorylation
Cellular component (GO): nucleus; cytoplasm
Molecular function (GO): protein serine/threonine kinase activity; protein binding; ATP binding
Source: RefSeq, a predicted model, not a curated record